Molecule: messenger RNA, 5067 nt
Organism: Salvelinus namaycush (lake trout)
Lineage: Eukaryota; Metazoa; Chordata; Actinopteri; Salmoniformes; Salmonidae
Product: clathrin heavy chain 1-like
Exons: 31
Biological process (GO): receptor-mediated endocytosis; intracellular protein transport
Cellular component (GO): extracellular exosome; clathrin coat of trans-Golgi network vesicle; clathrin-coated endocytic vesicle
Molecular function (GO): structural molecule activity; clathrin light chain binding
Source: RefSeq, a predicted model, not a curated record
UCGGGUGAUAUCAACGUAAGCCGGCAAGACGCCUUUCAUUGUACAUCGUAUUUUACCUUUGAGAGCUUUUUGGGCACUUUUAAUACAAGACAACAUUCAUUACUCCUCGUGUCCCCUUCCCCUUUCCUUUUCUCCGGACACUUGAAACACAAAAAGCCUCAAAAAUGGCUCAGAUACUGCCGAUACGAUUUCAGGAACAUCUGCAGCUGCAGAACCUGGGGGUGAAUCCGGCCAACAUCGGGUUCAGCUACCUGACCAUGGAGUCUGACAAAUUCAUCUGCAUCCGGGAGAAGGUGGGUGAGCAAGACCAGGUGGUGAUCAUAGACAUGGCUGACCCCAAUAACCCCAGCAGGCGACCCAUUUCCGCUGACAGCGCCAUCAUGAACCCUACAAGCAAGGUCAUUGCCCUGAAAGCUGCUAAGUGCCUGCAGAUCUUCAACAUUGAGAUGAAGAGUAAGAUGAAGGCUCACACCAUGACAGAGGAAGUCAUGUUCUGGAAGUGGAUUUCUGUCAACACCGUCGCAUUGGUGACUGAAGCGGCCGUCUACCAUUGGAGCAUGGAGGGGGACUCUCAGCCAAUCAAAGUGUUUGAUCGGCACGUCAGUCUGGCCGGUUGCCAGAUCAUAAACUACAGAACAGACGAACAGCAGAAGUGGCUUCUGCUUAUCGGGAUCUCGGCACAACAAAACCGUGUGGUGGGGGCCAUGCAGCUGUACUCUGUGGACAGGAAGGUGUCCCAGCCCAUCGAGGGACAUGCUGCAGCCUUCGGAGAGUUUAAGGUGGAGGGCAACACCAAAGCCUCCACUCUCUUCUGCUUUGCUGUGCGCAGCCAGGCUGGUGGCAAGCUGCAUAUCAUAGAGGUGGGUCACCCGGCUACAGGGAACCAGCCAUUUACCAAGAAGGCGGUUGAUGUGUUCUUCCCUCCCGAGGCGCAGACAGACUUCCCCGUCGCCAUGCAGAUUGGCACCAAGCAUGGCGUGAUCUACCUGAUCACUAAGUAUGGCUACAUCCACCUGUAUGAUCUGGAGUCGGGAGUGUGUAUCUAUAUGAACCGCAUCAGCGCUGAGACCAUCUUCGUCACUGCCCCCCACGAACCCACCUCCGGCAUCAUCGGGGUUAACAAGAAGGGACAGGUGUUGUCAGUGUGUGUGGAGGAGGAGAACAUAGUUAACUAUGCCACCAACGUGCUGCAGAACCCAGACCUGGGCCUGAGGAUGGCCAUGCGUUCUAACCUGGCCGGGGCAGAUGAGUUGUUUGCCAGGAAGUUCAACACGCUGUUCGCCCAGGGCUCCUACUCUGAGGCUGCCAAGGUUGCUGCCUCCACACCAAAGGGUAUCCUGCGUACAGCGGAGACCAUCCGUAAGUUCCAGAGUGUGCCAGGCCAGCCGGGCCAGGCCUCUCCCCUGCUUCAGUACUUUGGCAUCCUGCUGGACGAAGGCCAGCUCAACAAGUUUGAGUCUCUGGAGCUGUGCAGGCCUGUGCUACAGCAGGGACGCAAGCAGCUGCUGGAGAAGUGGCUGAAAGAGGACAAGCUGGAGUGUUCUGAGGAGCUUGGUGACCUGGUUAAGGCAGUAGAUCCUACUCUAGCCCUCAGCGUCUACCUCAGGGCCAACGUACCCAGCAAGGUGAUCCAGUGCUUCGCUGAGACCGGACAGUUCCAGAAGAUAGUGCUUUACGCCAAGAAGGUGGGCUACUCUCCAGACUGGGUUUUUCUGUUGAGGAAUGUGAUGCGGGUCAGUCCAGACCAGGGUCUACAGUUCUCUCAGAUGCUGGUUGCAGAUGAGGAGCCCCUGGCCAACAUCAACCAGAUAGUGGAUGUGUUCAUGGAGGGCAGUCUGAUCCAGCAGUGCACCUCAUUCCUAUUGGACGCUCUGAAGAACAACCAGCCAGCCGAGGGACACCUACAGACACGCCUACUGGAAAUGAACCUCCUCCAUGCUCCCCAGGUGGCCGAUGCAAUCCUGGGAAACCAGAUGUUUACUCACUAUGACCGAGCCCACAUCGCCCAGCUGUGUGAGAAGGCUGGGCUGCUGCAGAGGGCUCUAGAACACUACACUGACCUGUUCGACAUCAAAAGGACUCUCGUACACACACACCUGCUCAACCCUGAGUGGCUGGUGAACUUCUUUGGCGCCCUGUCAGUAGAGGACUCUAUAGAGUGUCUUCGGGCCAUGUUAUCAGCCAACAUCCGACAGAACCUUCAGCUGUGUGUCCAGGUGGCAUCUAAAUACCACGAACAGCUGGGAACAAAUGCCCUGGUGGAUCUCUUCGAGUCCUUCAAGAGCUUUGAGGGUGUGUUCUACUUCCUGGGUUCCAUAGUGAACUUCAGCCAGGACCCUGACGUCCAUUUUAAAUACAUCCAGGCGGCCUGUAAGACCGGACAGAUCAAGGAGGUGGAACGCAUCUGUAGAGAGAGCAACUGUUACGACCCGGACAGGGUCAAGAACUUCCUCAAGGAGGCUAAACUGACAGACCAGCUGCCUCUGAUCAUAGUGUGUGACCGCUUUGACUUUGUCCAUGACCUGGUUCUCUACCUCUACCGCAACACUCUGCAGAAGUACAUUGAGAUCUAUGUUCAGAAGGUGAACCCUAGCCGGCUGCCGGUGGUGAUAGGAGGUCUGUUGGAUGUAGACUGUGCUGAAGAUGUCAUUAAGAACCUGAUCAUGGUGGUGAGAGGACAGUUCUCCACAGACGAGCUGGUGGCAGAGGUGGAGAAGAGGAACAGACUGAAGCUGUUGUUGCCGUGGCUGGAGUCUCGUAUCCAUGAAGGCUGUGAGGAGCCGGCUACCCACAAUGCCUUGGCUAAGAUCUACAUAGACAGUAACAACAACCCGGAGCGCUUCCUGAAGGAGAACACCUUCUACGACAGCACUGUAGUGGGGAAGUAUUGUGAGAAGAGAGACCCCCACCUCGCCUGUGUCGCCUACGAGAGGGGCCAGUGUGACCUGGACCUUAUCAAGGUGUGCAAUGAGAACUCCCUGUUCAAGAGUGAGGCUCGCUACCUGGUCAGACGGAAAGACCCAGAACUAUGGGCCAAUGUUCUAGAGGAGAACAACCCUUAUAGACGCCAACUCAUAGACCAGGUGGUGCAGACAGCUCUGUCAGAGACCCAGGACCCAGAGGAGGUGUCGGUGACGGUCAAGGCCUUCAUGACAGCUGACCUGCCCAAUGAGCUCAUCGAACUACUGGAGAAGAUUGUACUGGACAACUCAGUCUUCAGCGAGCACCGAAACCUCCAGAACCUGUUGAUCCUGACGGCCAUCAAGGCAGACCGGACGCGUGUGAUGGAGUACAUCAACCGCCUAGACAACUACGACGCUCCAGACAUCGCUAACAUCGCCAUCAGCAAUGAGCUCUUCGAGGAGGCCUUCGCCAUCUUCAAAAAGUUUGACGUCAACACCUCAGCCAUUCAGGUUCUGAUCGAGCAUAUCAGUAACCUGGACAGAGCCUAUGAGUUUGCAGAGCGUUGUAAUGAGGCUGCUGUAUGGAGUCAGCUGGCCAGAGCCCAGCUCCAGAGAGACCUGGUUAAAGAGGCCAUCGACUCCUACAUCAAAGCUGACGACCCGUCAGCCUACAUGGAGGUGGUCAGCGCGGCCAGCAAGAACGAUAACUGGGAGGAUCUGGUGAAGUUCCUUCAGAUGGCUCGUAAGAAGGCCCGGGAGUCGUACGUAGAGACAGAACUCAUCUUUGCUCUGGCUAAAACUGGCAGACUGGCCGAACUAGAUGAGUUUGUUAGCGGCCCUAACAAUGCCCAUGUACAACAGGUGGGAGAUAGGUGUUUUGAGGAGGGCAUGUAUGAUGCUGCCAAGCUGCUGUAUAAUAAUGUGUCCAACUUUGCCCGCCUGGCGUCCACGCUGGUACACCUAGGAGAGUACCAGGCUGCUGUGGACAGUGCCAGGAAAGCCAACAGCACACGCACCUGGAAGGAGGUGUGUUUUGCGUGUGUGGCUGGGGAGGAGUUUCGGUUGGCUCAGAUCUGUGGUCUUCACAUCGUCAUCCACGCUGAUGAACUGGAGGAGCUCAUCAGUGACUAUCAGGACCGGGGCUACUAUGAGGAGCUGAUAGCCCUGUUGGAGGCAGCAUUAGGUUUGGAGCGUGCUCACAUGGGCAUGUUCACAGAGCUGGCCAUCCUCUACUCCAAAUUCAAACCCCAGAAGAUGAGAGAACAUCUGGAACUCUUCUGGUCCCGUGUCAACAUCCCUAAGGUGCUGCGAGCGGCGGAGCAGUCCCACCUGUGGGCGGAGCUAGUGUUUCUGUAUGAUAAAUACGAGGAGUAUGACAAUGCUGUCCUCACGAUGAUGUCACACCCUACUGACGCAUGGAAGGAGGUGCAGUUCAAGGACAUCAUCGCCAAGGUGGCCAAUGUGGAGCUGUACUACAAAUCCCUUUCCUUUUACCUGGAUUACAAACCUCUGCUGACAAACGACCUUCUGACCGUACUGUCACCACGGUUAGACCACAGCCGAGCGGUCACAUACUUCACCAAGAUGAACCAGUUGAAGUUGGUAAAGCCUUACCUGCGGUCAGUCCAGAGUCACAACAACAAGGGAGUCAACGAGGCCCUCAAUAACCUGCUGACAGAGGAGGAGGACUACCAGGGUCUGAGGGCAUCGAUCGAUGUGUAUGGUAACUUUGACACCAUUGUUCUGGCCCAGAGACUGGAGAAGCAUGAGCUGAUUGAGUUCAGACGCAUCGCAGCAUACCUCUACAAAGGCAACAACCGCUGGAGACAGAGCGUGGAACUCUGCAAGAAAGACAAAUUAUACAAGGAUGCAAUGCUGUAUGCUGCCGAGUCUAAGGAUGCAGAAUUGGCUGAGACCCUGCUGCAGUGGUUCCUGGAGGAGGGCAGGAAGGAGUGUUUCGCUGCCUGUCUGUUUGCCUCCUAUGACCUGCUGCACCCUGAUGUGGUGCUGGAGCUGGCCUGGAGACACAACAUCAUGGACUUUGCCAUGCCAUACUUCAUCCAGGUCAUGAGGGAGUAUCUCACCAAGGUGGAGAAACGGGAGGUGUCAGAAAGCCAAAGGAAGACUGAGGAAAAAGUCACAGAACCCACCCCCAUAGUGUUUG